Molecule: messenger RNA, 1506 nt
Organism: Exophiala spinifera
Lineage: Eukaryota; Fungi; Ascomycota; Eurotiomycetes; Chaetothyriales; Herpotrichiellaceae
Exons: 1
Coding region: 1-1506 (501 amino acids)
Biological process (GO): 'de novo' NAD+ biosynthetic process from L-tryptophan
Cellular component (GO): cytoplasm
Molecular function (GO): indoleamine 2,3-dioxygenase activity; heme binding; metal ion binding
Source: RefSeq, a predicted model, not a curated record
AUGCUUCCCCCUGUUCCUCGACCAGCAGACUACGGGGUCUCCCCUGACAGAGGCUUCCUCCCUACCGAAAAUCCCAUACAAUGCCUCCCACAUCCUGUGUACGACCGCUGGGAGCGGAUCAUGAACAACUUCCAGUCCCUCCUCCUCUCCAAAAGACUGCGGACUGUGAUUGAUAGGCUACCCAUUAUACCUGCGGUCCAUCUCGAGACGGAAGCCGAGUGGCGCAGAGCAUAUAGUAUUCUCACGUUCAUGGCCCAUGGCUACAUCUGGGGCGGAGACAAACCAUCAGAACGAUUACCACCGUCCAUAACCUAUCCGCUGCUCCAGGUGUCAGACCACCUCGAACUCCCUCCAGUCGCAACAUACGCCAGUGUUUGCUUGUGGAAUUUCAAACCCAUCUUUCUCUCCGAAGACCUCGACCUCGACAAUCUCUCCACACUGACCACCUUCACUGGCUCGCUAGACGAACAGUGGUUCUACCUAGUCAGCGUGGCUAUGGAGGCAAAAGGUGGGCAGGCCAUACCGAUCAUGUUGAAUGCCAUCCAAGCCGCAAGAGACGAUGACUGCGCAACGGUCACAAAGAGCCUACAAUCAUUUGCCCAGACAUUGGAUGAGCUUGGCACUCUGCUGGUCAGGAUGUACGAAAAUUGCGAUCCGCACGUCUUCUACCAUCGGAUAAGACCCUUCCUUGCAGGAAGCAAAAACAUGAAAGAUGCAGGCUUACCUCAAGGUGUUUUCUACGAUGAUGGUAGCCGUAGAGCAACAUGGCGUCAGUACGGCGGUGGCUCCAACGCACAAAGCAGCAUGAUACAGUUUUUUGACAUCGUUCUGGGCGUCGAGCAUCGACCGACGGGUUCCAAAAAGGAUGAAACGUCAGAGUCGGAGCUCGAGCAAGGAGCGGCCCCGCGACCUCGACAUAACUUUAUCCAUGAGAUGAGGCAAUACAUGCCCGGGCCGCACAGAAGGUUCCUCCAAGCUGUUGAAGGGGUUGCCAACAUUCGAGAUUAUGUCGAGAACAACAAAUCCAACAAGGAGUUGUGCAUUGCAUACGACGCAUGUUUGGCGAUGCUAAGGGCUUUACGGGACAAACACAUUCAGGUGGUGUCCAGAUAUAUCAUCGUUAAAAGCAGAGAGUCUAGAAGUCUCAGCAGGACGCGUCGAGAAAGCAGCUCUGAUCACGCUCCGAUGGCGAGAGGAAUCGCCGCAGUCCGCUACGACCAGCCCGGUACAACCGACCAGGCGCAGAGGAAGAAGAAGAUGCGCGGUACAGGAGGAACAGCCCUCAUUCCGUUCCUGAAGCAGGCCCGGGACGAGACCGGCGAACCAGCAAUAGACGAGUGGGCGAGAAAAUUGCUCACUGGUGGCCGACGUACUGCAGCAGAUGCAGAGAUCGCACUCGAGAGCAGGCUCACAGCUGCUGAUCUGGAUGCUGAUGAGCCUCAGAUUGUUGGUCUGGCUGGUGCUUGGAGUAUGGAAGACGCUGGCGGCGGUCUUUGUUCCUACUAG